Molecule: messenger RNA, 1053 nt
Organism: Macadamia integrifolia
Lineage: Eukaryota; Viridiplantae; Streptophyta; Magnoliopsida; Proteales; Proteaceae
Exons: 1
Coding region: 68-985 (305 amino acids)
Source: RefSeq, a predicted model, not a curated record
AAAGUCAACAGAAUUUGCGCAUAGAAAAAGAAUUAAAUAAAACCCACACAGCCCUUUUCUUCCUUCAAUGGCUUCCAUCUUCCCUUCUGAUCUGCAAUGUGCUUCAAGACUUGUACCAAGAUCUCAACUCAAAAUCUCCAAAAAGGGGAAGGUCAUGCUCUCCAUCAUCGUCCUUACCAUCCUCUCUUACUCUGUUCUCUUGUUGUCUGAUCAUUACAUCCAAUACCCUGUCAUCAUGGAUUUCAUCACCAGAGUUCUUCUCUUGGGUACAGAGAAACGCAGAAGCCCUGAACGCACCAAAUUGCUCACCGAAAUCAAAGAAGACGCCAGAAAUAUUGUUACAAUUCAACUCCUCUUCACGAUUGGGUUUUGUUUGGUCUCCCUUUUCUCCAUGACUGCUACAAUCUGUGUUUCAGCCAUGGCUAGAGCUAGGAAGAACCUAACCUUCAAGGAGCUUGUUUUGAAGAUCAAAAGAACAUGGACCAGAACACUGAUCACUCUGUUCUACGUGACCCUUUUGGGUUCUGGUUAUGCCCUUUUGGUUUUGGCUUCAGUGGGUAUUCUUUUGGUGUUUUCUGAUGGUCUGCUUGUCUUUCUUGUCCUUGGCAUUUUGAUAGCUCUUUUGGGGUGGUUUCUGCUUACUCUGUACGUGGCUGUAAACUGGGGAAUGGGGCUAGUGAUUUCAGUUGUGGAAGAAGGAUGCUAUGGCUUGGAGGCUCUGGGGAGAGCUGCAGAGGUCACCAAGGGAAGGAUGCUACAUAUCCAGGGCUUCAUCAUCAACCUUAUAUUUGCCUUGAUUUGUGGAACCAUUUUAAGGGUUCUUGGUCACAAGUUUAUAACAAGUUUACUAGUAGAAAGGAGAUUGGUGAUCUUGCUGAUUAUGGUGAACUUGUUUUGCCUGGUCAAGAUCAUCUAUUUCAUGGUCUACACUAUGUUCUAUCACCAUUGUAAGAAAAGCCAUCAAGAAGUAAUAAAAGUUCAAUGAGGCACUUGUGUAACUCAUCCCAAAAACCCUUGAUCAGAAUCAAACAGAGCAGUUCGAUUUUAUUUAUA